Molecule: messenger RNA, 384 nt
Organism: Peronospora farinosa
Lineage: Eukaryota; Oomycota; Peronosporomycetes; Peronosporales; Peronosporaceae
Source: the annotation of a GenBank genome assembly
AUGCCCGAAGUCCGUGCGAUUAAUCGCGAGAAACAUUGUCCCUUCCUGCUACGGGUUUUCUUUAGCAAGGGAGUGCAUAAUAGAACUGAUGCAUUUGAAGCUUUGGAAGACAAACCAAUUGCUAAUGAGCUCCAUAUUUACACGUGGCCUGACGCAACACUACGAGAGAUCGCAGAUCUGGUACAGGACUCAAACACGGACGCUCAGAAGCCCAAUAUGCGUCUAAGUAUAUGUAUUGUGUCGGAAACUAGAGAUGGAAGAUUGCUCAUGCGUAAAAUUGGCUACGUUAAUAGUAGUCGACGUCGAUGUGCUGAUGAUCAUAAGACACUUGCUAGUGUACGUUUUCAUCCAGGUGAUUUGCUGGAUAUUGCAUUAGUGGAAUAA